Misgurnus anguillicaudatus (oriental weatherfish) is the source of this 2126-nucleotide messenger RNA. NCBI's taxonomy places the organism in Eukaryota, Metazoa, Chordata, Actinopteri, Cypriniformes, Cobitidae. The record is from RefSeq and is a predicted model, not a curated record.
GGGUGCCAGCCGAUCUUAGCCCCGCCCACCACGAUUUGAAAUACGGGGAAGAUCGGUCUGGGGAUUCACCGUUGAGGAGCUACUAUGAGAAUAUCAAAACAGGCCGACGAAUCAAAUUGUGAGGGCGGGCUUUAUACGAUGAUUGACAGGUAAACGACAGUAACGGUAAUCUAUCACGUCAUCAAAGAGCGCGUGUGUUGAAUCUGUUUAACGAAAUGGCUGCCGCUGGAGAAUUUAGAUGUGUUGAUUCUGCAAUCGAGUCUGUUCUAAAAGAUAUCGACAGAGGAUUGAUUUUAAAAGAGGAACAGAUAAACGCGAUCAAGGCAUUUGUUGAUGGAAAAGAUGUUUUUGCCGUCCUUCCUACGGGAUUCGGCAAAAGUUUAAUUUACCAGCUAGCUCCGAUGGUCGCUAGGAAGACGGGACAUGAAAAUCCUAUUGUCAUUGUUGUUUCUCCUUUGGUCGCACUUAUGGAGGACCAAGUUAAAGAGGCAACUGAGAUGGGAAUCACGGCGAUGCAACUCGGCGUUCACAACGAGAUGGAUGUAAUUAGCGGUCGUUGCCAGCUUCUUUUCGGAAGCCCGGAGUCGUGGCUGCUGAAUAAGAAGUGGAGGGACAUGCUAGGCUCCGAAACUUUUCAAGCCAACGUAAUGGGUAUAGUCUUGGAUGAAGUUCACCUAACGUACAAAUGGGGUCAGGCUGCAAAAGGGCAGGCGCCAUUUCGGGAGAGCUUUGCCAAGUUGGGAGAACUUAGAUCCCUAGUUAAAGCUGGUACACCUGUGCUGGCAUUGACUGCAUCUGCUGAUCGGGAAUCCAGAGCCAGGGUUAUGAAACAGCUUCAGAUGGACAAUCCAACCAUUUUGGCUUUGAGCCCAAACAGAACAAACAUCAGACUCGGUCUGAUUAAAGUACCUGCCCAUAAACUGGACUGCCUACACUGGAUUGUGAGCAAUGUUAAAGAAAAAGGUAUCUCAAUGUUGCCAGUAAUUAUCUACUGCAAAACUGUGAAGGCUGUUGGCAGAGUGUUCUGCCAUUUGAAGGGGGAACUCGGUGAAGAUUCCUGGGUUGAGCGAGACCCUGAGAAAAAGACUGAAAACCUGCUUAUAGGCAUGUUCCACAGCCAGACACUCCCUCAGAAUAAGAGCAGAGUGCUGUCAUCUCUGAGUGGACAGGGUAGGUGCCGUGUUGUUGUGGCAACAACAGCUCUUGGGAUGGGCUUAAAUUUUCCCAACGUGUCACACAUUGUGAUGUAUGGGUUACCAGAUGAUGUAGAAGCCAUGGUUCAGCAGGUUGGGAGGGCAGGCAGAGGUGGGUUGCAGGCACAUGCAAUUGUUUAUGCUGUUAAACAGCAUACAAAGCUUGACCCAGCAGUUAAGAUGGUACUUGAGGCUGGAGUCACUUGUUGUCUUCGGAAAGCUUUGUACUGCCAUUUCGAGGAACACACCACAUCUGUUGAUCCAGGACAUCUUUGCUGCACCCACUGCCAUUCUGUUUGUUCUUGUGAACCAGAAGGUUGUGGGGAGCCAAUUCCCAAAUAUGAACACUUUCAAGCGGAGGUCUCAUCACCUGACAAACACAGAAUGGUCACACCCGAGGACAAACUUUUGAUCAGGGACCUGUUACAAACUUACAGGAGUAGUUUACUUCAGGACCAUACAAACAUACGACUUUAUACAGUCGACACAGCCUGCACUGGUUUUGUAGAAGAACUCAUUGAUGCGGUUUUAGAGCAGUGCACACAGAUAUUUGAUCUGGACUUCAUUAUCCAUAAUCUCCCUAUAUUCAAACUGGAACAUGCAAAAGAAAUACUAAGAAUUAUGCAUGAGGUUUUUGAUGACAUCGAACAGAGCCAAAUUCAGAGUCAUAAUUUGUUUGAUGACAGUGUUGUUCAGGAUGACCGUGUUCAGGUUGACAUUGACUACACUGGUUACUUUGAUGAAGAGGAUGAGGAUGACGAGAUACAAUUAUCACAAAGUAGCUUGGAAUCAGGCUUGUCAAUGUUGAAGGUCUCAGACUAGCUUCAAAUUCAGACUCAAACCUCUAGCUUGAUUGUCCUGUUGUUGUGCAAAAGCCUCUUUUUUUUACCUCUGUUACAUUAAUACUUUUGAAUAAAAUUUACAUUGUUUAUA